Torulaspora delbrueckii is the source of this 4728-nucleotide messenger RNA. It is a transcript of the gene SSK2, whose product is annotated as mitogen-activated protein kinase kinase kinase SSK2. Gene Ontology annotation, molecular function: ATP binding; MAP kinase kinase kinase activity. Lineage: Eukaryota; Fungi; Ascomycota; Saccharomycetes; Saccharomycetales; Saccharomycetaceae. The coding region runs from base 1 to 4728 and encodes 1575 amino acids. Gene Ontology annotation, cellular component: cytoplasm. The record is from RefSeq and is a predicted model, not a curated record. Gene Ontology annotation, biological process: stress-activated MAPK cascade; protein phosphorylation. The transcript has a single exon.
AUGCCUGAAGCAGAUUAUUUCAAUUUGGGAGAUGCUGAUAAUGAUGAAGAGAGCAAUGUGCAAAUCCAAAGGAAGAAAAAUACACGUCUGCGGUCUUCGUCAACUGCCAGUUCAAAGCCUGCCUCCCUAGCCAAAUAUACUAGUGCUCCAUUGAGUCCCGGAUCAUCGCAUUUGAGAUCCCCAAAUUCGACUUUGAACAUUGGUAUGUCACCUUUGAGUACCUUUAGACUGCCCAACAGGGUGCCCUGUAAUGCGCAACACCAAUCUCAAAAAUCUACUUCUUCAAGCUCAUCAGCGCACUCCAGUAGGCGAGCAUCGCUGACGGGAGCUGCUAUAUCGAAACAGACCGGUACCCAACCACUUUCUCCAAUGAAGCAUGGCAAAUUUGAAGGCUCAACGAUAAUCAAACGCCAUCCAUCGACGAAUUCAGAUGGUACAGCUACGACGCCAACACUAGUGAUACCACCUGAGUUGGCAUCACUGAGUACACAAAGUACCUCUGCGGUCCCAACACCACAGCCUGCCAGUACGGUGCCAUCUCAGCAUAUGGUUUCUAACAGCAGCACUACUAGCAUACCUAAUUCAAACACCAUGAGUAAUGUGGCGCAGGACACUAUAUCACCUUCAUCAUCAACAAAGUCAUCGAUGACUCUAGGGAAUGGAUCCACAUUAAGCCUAAGGUCGGUUAAGAAACAAUAUGUUUUGAAUGAGAAGCUAUAUUUGAACAAGAUGAAGAAUAAUGUACCAGACGACUACUAUACUCGUGGUAUUACUCCUUCUUCAAAAACAGAUGACAAUGAUGAGUUCGAUUUGGAGAUGGAGGAGUUAGACAACAAUAAGGAUAUGGACGACUUUGAUUUCGGUACUAACUUCUUCACUGCCAGUACAGAUAAUGAUAAUUUAGUCGCUAUGGGAUCAAAAUUUUUACUGCAUAGGUUAGAGUGGUUAAAACAGGCAGAUCCUACGAAUCCUGUUGUUGAAGAAGUCUUCCAAGAGCUGGACUCCAAGACAACACUUGAGAGCGGUUUCUCAUUGACAAGCCUAGCUAAUCUUUCACUAGGUACACAAAACCUACUCGCCGAUCUGUCUCAACAUCCCCUGGUAUUGGAAAGAUUCGAAUGGCAAACAAUGCUAUCAAAUGUCCUGAAGGGUGACAUUGUCAAGAGCGAGAAGACCAAGAUUGCGGAGCAGGCCAAAAGUAAUGGGCUGAGUACGCAGUUCAGCGAGGAUAUCUGGCUAGAAAUCAAAGCAUGGAUGAACGGUAGAUCGGUUGACAGAACGCAGAAGCAACUAGAUGCACUGAGAGACUCUACCGAUUCUUUGUUCCAAGAGAUUCUUGAACUCAGGCUUGCCGAUGGUUGUAGCGCCGAUAAAGCAGAAGACAUAAUCAGACCUUUGCUCAAUAAGUUUUACAAGGUGAUCCACUACUGGAGUAACAUGAAGGAGAUGCAUCGCAGUAAACCUGUCACUAAUACCGAAGAAUUCGUCUGUAGAAUUGAAGCGAUGAACAGUUGGCUAAAUGUCAAAUCAGACUUUGGUGCUCGCAUAAGAUCAUUAAAACAAUGGGUAGGAGAUGAGGCAUCGGAUGUCGGCGAGUUCUUCGAUGAGAGCUCCGAGGAGUCCAAAGAGUCCAAAGAGUUCAAUGAUUCAAAGGAGUCCGUAGACGAAAACAAGGAACAAAGGCGGUUUGCAGAGCAGAUAAUGAAGGAAAAGGACAUAGAGACAAUAUUCCAAAGAAAGAUUUUUUUUCCACUAGCUCCCUGGGUUCUCGAAACAAAGCUCUCUUAUUUUAAAUACAAAAACAUUAUGAGCGAACUAAAUCUGGAAUACCCUAGUAAGAAUCUGGAGUUGUUGAUAAUGUUUCCCAUGAGACUUGUUAUCCAAAUUAUAAAAAUCCGUCUAGCUUACGCUCAAAAGCUGCAAAACCCAACUAUGAUGAUGAUUGACCAAAUGAUAGAUGAUUUUAGCUCUUAUAUCAAGCUGUCCGUCCAGUUGAAAUAUACGGUGACAGUAUAUGCACAGGACUGGCCUUUUUCUGUCGUGAUCGACCCUUGUUUCAAUGGUACAGUGAUAGAAGCUAUACGAUACCUGUUCACUUUGCUACAUCUCAAGCUGAUUGAUUGUACCAAGCGGUCAUUCAAAACGUUCAAAGAGGCAGACGAGCUUUACAAAUACUGGGAGAAUCUCAAGAAUGUGGGGCACUACAUUGACGGAGCUGGCCUAGUGAUUGCGGAGGAAUUUAACAAGUUGACCCUUCGCUUACUUCAUAGGUUACACGCCUACCUAUUGCAACAGCAAAACUCUCCGCCAAAAUUCACCAGCAUUACUGAUUUAGAAAGGUGGCUGGUCCAGCUUUGUGAAAAUGUUGGUUCGAUGAAGAGAAAGCUUAAUAGACUCACCAACGUGCUGACCAAGGCAUUUCAAAACUCGGUAAAUUACAAUAUUCAGGACCAUAAAGCUUUGCUGCAGAAGCUAAAAGAAACUGGUCAUUUUUUAAUAUUCACAGGAGGAGAUCUCGAACAACAAGGUGUCUAUUUGAUAGGAAGUCCCGAACUUCUUGGGUGUUCUGACGAUGAUAUCAUGAAGAUUUUGUACCAAUCAGAAAUUGGCUGUGACAUGAUACCCAAACUCGAAAUCAAAAAUAGCUUGUCGCUGUAUAACGCAGUUGAAAAAGGGUGGGAUCCAAACACAAUGAUUGUUCAGGAAGUUGAUAACGAUGGGGUAUACUACUACCGUAUACAAAAUGAGGUUGCAGGGAAUCAACAGCGGUCUACGAAUCAGUACGGAAGCAAAGAGAGCACUGAUGCUUUCCUUGAUAGCUAUCGGGAUUCCGAAAAGGAGAUUGCAGAUCUUGAGAUGAAGCUGCACUCUUUGGGAUAUAUUCUGGUAUUAUGUCCAGGAAAACCCAUGUUGUGGGAAGGAGAAAUGUUCAACCUUACCGAUGAUGCACUCAUUAACAAGGAAACCUUCAAUUUCAAGGUAAUUCCAAAUACUUUGCUCUUAAUGAUUCAAGGCUCCGGCUAUGCAUUGGAAUAUCAAAAUGAUAGAUUUCAGCAAAUUGUCGGUGAGGCUGUUUCUUUCAUAGAGAGACGCAGCUCUUAUGAGAAGGUUGAAAACGACUUGCAAAGGAUCAACAAAGCUUACUUCCGGUUCACUUACAGCGUUUUGAGUAACUACCGAAAGAUUGUCAACACUUUCCAGAAGCUAGGUCCAGGGAAUGACGUUCUGAACAGUGUUUUCCUUUUUGCAAGAGACUUUGGAUGGAACUUUCUGCGGACUAAUAUCACCACUAAUGAGAAGAAGUCACUUAUCAUUCUGCUGAUGAUCAAACUGAGCGUCGGUUGGAUAUCUUUCUUGGUUUCAGACUGUGAUCCAACUGAUCAAAAAACCUUUAGAUGGUGUGUACCAGCAAUGGAAUUUGCAAUGCAGAUAACAAGUGGUUGGAACGUGCUAGGAUUAGACGAAGUGCAGUUUCAGGCAUUAAAGCAGAAAAUCUCGGCUUGCAUGUCUCUUUUGAUUUCUCACUUUGAUGUGAUGGGUGCCAGAGCUGGUGAAGCUGAUAAAAUUUCGCUACAAGGUAGGUAUCAGCUCGUUGCUAUUGAAGAUGAAAUGGAUGACAACGCUCUGCUUCAAAUUAAUUCUAAUCUUCGUGUAGAGGCAAUCAGAGAACUGGAAAAGAAUGUCAAGCGUAAUCCUCAUCAGAUAGGUAAAGUUCUGGAUGACAAAGAUACAGGCAACAAAUACCUAUUAUCUCUGGCCUCUUCUAUAUCUAAUGUUUCCAUGAGAUGGCAAAAGAGAAAUUUCGUUGGAGGUGGGACUUUCGGAACGGUUUAUUCUGCCGUUAAUCUCGACAAUGGUGAGAUUCUAGCGGUUAAAGAAAUCAAAAUACAAGAUGCUAAUGCAAUGAAGAAGUUUUUCCCAUCGAUUAAGGAGGAAAUGUCAGUACUAGAGAUGUUAAGUCAUCCCAACGUGGUACAGUAUUAUGGUGUUGAAGUGCACAGAGACAAGGUCAAUAUAUUUAUGGAAUACUGUGAAGGUGGUUCGAUGGCUAGUCUACUCGAGCAUGGGCGUAUUGAGGAUGAAAUGGUGACGCAAGUCUACACUCUGGAACUCUUGGAAGGUUUGGCAUACUUACACCAAUCAGGUGUUGUUCACCGUGAUAUUAAACCGGAGAACAUUCUACUGGAUUUCAAUGGUAUUAUCAAGUACGUUGAUUUUGGUGCGGCGAAGAAGAUCGCCAAAAAUGGAACAGACACAAGAGGUUUCGCAAGGUCUGUUGCUAGCGACAGCAGUACUGGCUCGGCAGAUAACACGAGCGAACAAGAUGGGCUGGCCUUACAAGACAUGAUGGGUACCCCAAUGUACAUGGCUCCAGAGUCCAUUACAGGUUCGCCCAACAAGGGAAGACUUGGAGCGGAUGAUAUCUGGUCUCUGGGCUGUGUUAUUCUAGAGAUGAUAACAGGGAGACGGCCUUGGGCCAAGCUUGACAACGAAUGGGCUAUCAUGUACCAUGUCGCUGCAGGUCACAUACCGCAACUGCCCAGUAACGACGAAGUAUCGUCUGCAGGUAAAAAGUUUUUGCGUCGCUGUUUGCAAGAGAAUCCUUUCAAAAGGGCGAGUGCUGUAGAGUUACUGAUGGACCCCUGGAUAGUCCAGAUCAGGGAUCUGGCUUUCGGACCAAGCGAUCAGGCCCAAAUCCCUGAUGAUAGCUCGCCCGCCAUAGGCUAA